ACGAAAAAGUAUUUGCUACAGUAAGGCACAUAAAUUUCAAUAAAAUUAAAACAUUAGAGCAUUUCAUUUUAAUUACAUUAUCAUAAAUUGCACAACAAUGUUGGAGAACAAAAACAUAAAGUCGAAUUAAUAAGUUUUUUACACUAUUAUAUCAUACUCUACAGAAUCAACAACAGAAAAUUCAAGCGCGAAUGUCAGAAGUCGCAUCAUUAAAUGAAGAUGUUGAUAUGGACACGAAAGUACUCGCUAUUGAAAAUGUGUCGAAGCAAAUGGCCGAUAGCGAUCAUAAUCAAGAACUUUCGGACUUUGCUAGAAGUAGCAACGAAGACGUUCUGGGAAGAAGAAAGACGUUAUUAGAAGUAAAUGCAAACAGUAACUUGAAUGCUGUGGCAGGAACGAGACACAGGGUGGUCUUCGAUGUGUCGAAUGAUUGCUUCCUUCCAGUCAGAUAUGCAAUUAGCACAAGAAGUUCGCCAUUUAGAACUGCCAAUAUUCUGCCAAUAUACAUAUGGUUAUCUCCAGGACAAACAAGUCGUGUACCCAUCGACAUUUAUAUACCACAGAGAAGCCAAGAGACAGUCAACACGCUUACAUUGCGCAUCGAUGGCACGCAAAUAGAGGAGAAAACUGUAUACAUUUACGUUCAGAAUGCAUUGUCCAGGACUGAUGACGCAAGACCUACUAUCGAGCACUCAUUUAAUAGCAACUGCGCUGGUAAAACGGAUAGGAAUCGCUGCGACAAGACAUUUUGGAGCGCAGAUAUCACCGUUCAAGAUUCUGAUUCAGGUUUAAAACGGGUUGUGUCAACUCCAAAUGUAAUUUAUCCACGCACGUCAUUUAUAAGCGGUACGAAAGAGCCUGUAAGAUUUUAUUAUUCGUCGACGUGCUGCUCCACGACAGCUAGAAUCACCGCGAUAGAUGUAACAAAUAAUCAGCAUCUUCGCACUCUCGAUGUUAACGCAUGGGACAACUUAGAGCAAGGAGAGAUAGCAGCUAUCACGCUUGGUGCAUUACUUCUCCUUCUUCUUCUGAUCCUCCUCAUAAUUGCAAUAGUAUUCUGCGUUCGCAAGAGGAGCAGUCACGAUUUACCUUACACUCAACGUUAUGGUUCUAGACCGCCUGCGAGAUCCGAAAGAACAAGCUUCUAACUGCAUGCUUGUAUUAGUAUUGGUAACUGUACAUUGAACCUUCACAGACAUUAUGCAUAACUGCCUUCUUUAGUAUCAAUUACGUGUUUUUAAGCCUACAUUGCUGUCGUGUUUCUUAAAAAUGAUUAAGUAGUUCAUCGCAAAUACUAACUUAUUGAAAUUCUCUCGAAGUUUUUGACACAUAAAUUCAACUUAUCGUUACCACGUUAGUUUGAAUGGUGUCCAUGUAAAAUGAAUAAAAAUAAAUAAAAAAAUACACUGCACUUGAUAAAGACCAGAAUCAUGAUCGAAACGUUGUGUUAUCAAUAAAACAAAAGUAUUGCCAGACCGUCGAGGAAAUCAUUGCUGAUUAUUUCAAACUUGUUACUGGCGAAACAAUACUAAGAUUAUGCACAUCAGUUUGUACCGUUCGAAUAAAGUGUUUAAUAAAUUUUUAUGUAAAAACUA
This is a messenger RNA of Ooceraea biroi (clonal raider ant), 1595 nucleotides long. RefSeq lists its product as uncharacterized. Lineage: Eukaryota; Metazoa; Arthropoda; Insecta; Hymenoptera; Formicidae. The record is from RefSeq and is a predicted model, not a curated record.